This is a messenger RNA of Propithecus coquereli (Coquerel's sifaka), 1403 nucleotides long. RefSeq names its product insulin-like growth factor binding protein 2, 36kDa (gene IGFBP2). Lineage: Eukaryota; Metazoa; Chordata; Mammalia; Primates; Indriidae. Gene Ontology annotation, molecular function: insulin-like growth factor I binding; insulin-like growth factor II binding. The transcript is spliced from 4 exons. Gene Ontology annotation, biological process: regulation of insulin-like growth factor receptor signaling pathway. The coding region runs from base 109 to 1074 and encodes 321 amino acids. Gene Ontology annotation, cellular component: extracellular region. The record is from RefSeq and is a predicted model, not a curated record.
GGCUGCCGCGCCGGGGGAGGAGAAAGAAGCGGAGGAGGCGGCUCUCGCGCUCGCAGGGCCGUGCCACCUGCCCGCUCGCUCGCCGCCGUCGCGCUCCCUAUCGCCAACAUGCUGCCGAGACUGAGCGGCUUCGCGCUGCCGCUGCUGCUGUCGCCGCUGCUGCUGCUCCUGGGCGCGGGCGGCGGUGGCUGCGGGGCGCGCGCGGAGGUGCUAUUCCGCUGCCCGCCCUGCACGCCCGAGCGCCUGGCCGCCUGCGGGCCCCCGCCUGCCGCGCCGCCCGCCGCGGUGGCCGGGGCGGCCGCCGGCCCUCGUGCGCCCUGCGCCGAGCUCGUCCGGGAGCCGGGCUGCGGCUGCUGCUCGGUGUGCGCCCGGCUGGAGGGCGAGGCGUGCGGCGUCUACACCCCGCGCUGCGCCCAGGGGCUGCGCUGCUAUCCCCACCCGGGCUCCGAGCUGCCCCUGCAGGCGCUGGUCAUGGGCGAGGGCACUUGCGAAAAGCGCCGGGACGCCGAGUACGGCGCCAGCCCCGAGCAGGUUGCAGACAAUGGCGAUGACCACUCCGAGGGAGGCCUGGUGGAGAACCACGUGGACGGGACCAUGAACAUGCUGGGGGGCGGAGGCAGUGCCGGCCGGAAGCCCCUCAAGUCGGGCAUGAAGGAGCUGGCCGUGUUCCGGGAGAAGGUCACGGAGCAGCACCGGCAGAUGGGCAAGGGCGGCAAGCACCACCUCGGCCUGGAGGAGCCCAAGAAGCUGCGGCCGCCGCCGGCCAGGACCCCCUGCCAGCAGGAAUUGGACCAGGUCCUGGAGCGGAUCUCCACCAUGCGCCUUCCAGACGAGCGGGGCCCUCUGGAGCACCUCUACUCCCUGCACAUCCCCAACUGUGACAAGCAUGGCCUGUACAACCUCAAACAGUGCAAGAUGUCUCUGAAUGGGCAGCGUGGGGAGUGCUGGUGUGUGAACCCCAACACCGGGAAGCUGAUCCAGGGAGCCCCCACUAUCCGGGGGGACCCUGAGUGUCAUCUCUUCUACAACGAGCAGCAGGAGGCUCGCGGGGUGCACACCCAGCGGGUGCAGUAAACCACAGCCAGCCGGUGCCUGGCCCUCGCCCCACCCCCUCUCCAGACACCGGCAGAAAACGGAGAGAGCUUGGGUGGUGGGUGGUGGGGGACCUUCCAGGAGUCUUGACCUGUGUAUUUAUAUUGGCAAGAGACCAGCACCGAGCUCGGCACCCUCCCCUGCCCCGCCCUCUCAGCUGGAGAUGCCUGCACCCCCCCCUUCUUACUUCCCCCUGAGGAGGAAGGGGGUUGCCGUAGGGGAGCUGGGGUAAAGCUUUGGGAGGGGGGAAAAAGAAAUUUUUAUUUUUGAACCCCUGUGUCUCUUUUGCUUAAAAUUAAAGGAAGGAAAAA